This is a messenger RNA of Brassicogethes aeneus, 1227 nucleotides long. NCBI's taxonomy places the organism in Eukaryota, Metazoa, Arthropoda, Insecta, Coleoptera, Nitidulidae. The record is from the annotation of a GenBank genome assembly.
AGUUCGAAUGUAGUCCAUAGUGUUUUGCUCCGUUUAAGUACAGCUUAAGUUUUUCUUGUAUUUUUAGUUUUAUUUAUUUUGGGAAAACAACCGAAAUGGCGAAUUUUCACAAUGUGGAAGUAAACAGGACCGUCUGGGAGAUUCCCGAAAGAUAUCAAAUGCUAUCGCCCGUGGGUUCCGGAGCAUACGGGCAAGUUUGCUCAGCACUUGAUACAGUGAGCAAAAAUAAAGUGGCAAUAAAAAAACUAGCCCGCCCCUUCCAAUCGGCUGUGCAUGCUAAACGAACAUACAGGGAACUGAAGUUGCUCAAACAUAUGAGACAUGAAAACGUCAUCGGCUUGCUGGAUGUAUUUUAUCCCCAGCAUGACAACAGUCAGAUUUACCUAGUCACACAUCUUAUGGGCGCCGAUUUGAAUAACAUAAUUCGUACCCAAAAACUUACGGAUGAUCACGUGCAAUUUUUAGUAUAUCAAAUUCUUAGAGGUUUAAAGUAUAUACAUUCUGCUGGAAUAAUUCAUAGGGACUUGAAACCGUCAAAUAUAGCGGUGAACGAAGACUGCGAGCUGAAAAUUUUGGAUUUCGGCUUGGCCAGACCUACGGAAACCGAGAUGACCGGUUACGUGGCCACCCGAUGGUACCGUGCGCCGGAAAUAAUGCUCAACUGGAUGCACUACAACCAAACCGUCGACAUUUGGUCUGUAGGCUGCAUCAUGGCCGAACUUUUGACCGGCCGCACACUUUUUCCAGGCACUGACCACAUUCACCAGCUUAACUUAAUUAUGGAUAUAUUAGGAACCCCCAGUGGUGAAUUCAUGCAAAAAAUCACCUCAGAAAGCGCAAGAAGCUAUAUAAAGUCGUUGGCGCCAGUAGCCAAAAAGGACCUUAACAGCUAUUUUGUCGGUGCUAAUCCUCAAGCAAUACACCUUUUGGGCCUUAUGCUGGAGCUGGACAGCGAAAAACGUAUAACGGCAGAUCAAGCUCUAGCCCAUCCUUACCUGACAGCUUAUUCCGAUCCAAAUGACGAGCCAGUUUCUUCACCUUUCGACCAAAGUAUUGAAGAUAUUAAUUACUCUGUUGAAAAAUGGAAAGAGUUAGUAUUAGAGGAAGUGAACUCGUUUGUUUACCUGCCAAUCCAGCCUGAAGAGAAUUAGGUUUUUUUUUAUUUUAUUUUUGUUGUUAACCUUUAAGAUGUAUUCUUUUGAUUAAUAUGUAUUAUAGCAGCUGUAC